This is a messenger RNA of Neospora caninum, 669 nucleotides long. RefSeq lists its product as hypothetical. Bases 1 to 669 code for a protein of 222 amino acids. NCBI's taxonomy places the organism in Eukaryota, Apicomplexa, Conoidasida, Eucoccidiorida, Sarcocystidae. The record is from RefSeq and is a predicted model, not a curated record. The transcript has 4 exons.
AUGGGAGUUGUGAAAACCCGGAAGAAAAAACAUCGGAACAAAGACGUCACAGAGGAUGAACUUCGUUAUGCUCCCACCACUGCGGAAGAAUUCCGUGCCGGGUGGAGACGCGAAGAACAAGUCAAUGAGGUGCCGUUUUGCAAGGACCUUGGCUUCGGAGGAUUUCACCCCGACGAUUCGACAGACAACUUCUGUUGGAGCCGAUGUGGUCGCGGAUGCGAAAGCUGGAUGUUCUUGAGCCAAGAUUCAAAGAGUUCCUGGACGCUUGUGGCUGAUGCUAAGCGUGUGAAGCCUUGUCUUACACCAGCCAACAAAUCACACAGAAAUAUUCUUUGUAAGGCUGUGAAGAAACCCACAACGGUCGAUUACGUCGAAGCGGUCCGUCACGAAAUGGAUAUUGUGGCCCCGGAACAGGUUCCACCCAUGGCCAUCGGUUUCCAAGGUCCUGAUCCGCGAAUGGUAUUGCAGCCCUCACCAGCCGUGGGCCCACAGAUGCCCUAUUAUCCCCAGGCGGCAAUGGAAGGUGCCGGGAUGGUGUAUGGUGGUCCCGCAGCAAUGCCAGGAGACAUGAGGGCUGGCUCAGACGGCUUGGAUCGGUCUACAUUAUAUGCCCUGCCUCUUGGGGCAGCAUCUCUGGUGAUCACGGUUAGCCUGAUGCUAUUUGGCUGA